AUGGACCUCCACCUGUUUCUCCGGCGGUCCUCAUUUACCAUCUUCAUCAGCGCCUACGCCGCAUCCAGUGACUACUUCUGGCGAAGCGAAGAUAAGUUCUUCAAGGACCUGCACACCCUCCUGGCGUCUGUGCCGAAGGCGGACAAGCUAGUUUUCCUUUUUGGCUUCACAGCCCUCAUUGGGACAGACCGGUAUCUGGAAGAGAGUGUUGGGUCCCCCAAGGAAUCGGUGGCCACAGCGAACAUGGCCUACUUAUUCCGUAAACCUGCACAGAACAGCGCCUCCUCCUGA
This is a messenger RNA of Spirometra erinaceieuropaei, 291 nucleotides long. NCBI's taxonomy places the organism in Eukaryota, Metazoa, Platyhelminthes, Cestoda, Diphyllobothriidea, Diphyllobothriidae. The record is from the annotation of a GenBank genome assembly.